GCGCCUCCCCCCCGGCUGGCUUUGGCCCGCUCUGCUCCGCAGCUUUCGGGCAGCCUGUGCCCCCUGGGCUGCCCGGCUCCCCCCUCCGGAGCCGGGUGAUGACAGCCCGGCCAUCGGAAAGCGAACGGUGCUGGUUCCCCUGUUGGAGCGCUGAGGGAGGAGGGGACAGUGUUUUCCAGUACUGCUUUGGUAGCUGACUGUGUUUAUCUUACUGCUUUAAAAAUAGAUCACGUUGGGAGGAAUCGCAUGGUGUUUGUUUACUGCAUCUCUAGGACGUGGUGAUGUUUGCAUUUGAUACGGUGUGUCUUAUGAACCCAAAAGACCGGAGCUGCUUGAAGAUUAUGUAAAAAUAAAGGCACAGAUACCCUUUAAAAAGAGUAAUAAUGGGACCAGGCAUUCAAGAAUAUCCCUUACUGCUGCACAGAGAGACACAGAAAAAGGAAAGCCAAAUCCAUGAAAACCACAAAGGAACGGUAAAUUACAGUAAUGGAAAAAGCCAUCCAAGCACCAAAGGACUAAAUAAACCAGUUUCUCAUGUGAAAUCUUCUCCUGGAAGAUCAGGCACAAAUGUAUCGAGCGCCACUGAAAAGAUUUCCCAUGAGACUCAAGAUGGUAGCCAACCAAGUAUUUUUAAGAAGGGAAGAAACCAACUGGAUGACAAUACUCAAUCAAAAAGGCUCACGAGUGUUUGCACAUCGCUGCACAGAGUACAAGGACCAAAGAUGAGUCUCCCAGAAAGAAGGCAAAAUGAAUCUUCUCUGCAGAGAGUCCCUCCUAGCAUAAAGGGCAGCACACAAGGUAGCUUCUGUAGGGUUAAAGAUGUCCCGGUGCAACAUUGUUAUGGCAGUAAAAUAGAACAGUUGGAGAAGAAUCAUGAAGAACAUGUUGCUGGAGCUGGUCCAUGCUCUUCUAAAUGGCAAGAAGCAUCUGUAGAUGAAAUGUUUCUUGAUUUUGAAUCAGUACAAAUUAUUAAAGAAGAUGCUGAAGAUGAUAGUGCCAGUGAUCUCUCUGAUUCAGAAAGGAUUCCCAUUCCCCCAUCUCCGUGCACACCACCAGAACUCAUUCUCAGAGCUGAAGAAAUUGAUCCAUUGUGUUUGGAACAUGUCCCUCAUACGGGUUUUAAAGAAUCAGAAUAUUACUACCCAGACUUCCUCCCACCCCCUUUCAACUCAUGGGACUUGAAGCAACUGGCCAUCUUUGUAAAUGUAGAGGGUAAAACUGAAUUUCGACCAAAGCCAACAGGAUUUCUUGAGAAAUACAUUGAUCGCCUUUUGCAGCUGGAAUGGCUGCAAAUGCAGACUGUACAGAAUGAGAAAGGAAAGGCAGCCAAAGCCAGACCUCAGACUGCUCCCGGCUCCAUCCGUACCCUAAAGAGUCCUGGCAAAGGCAAAGCAUUGCUCAGCCCUUUGCCUCAAAAGCAAGUGGUUCCCCAAGAAAGUGUUACAAAGCUGCCCAGAAGCUAUUCAGGUCACAGGGGAGAUUCAUACUGUGAAGAAAGUCGCCAGUUAUAUUCUCAUCCAGGUCACUUGAAACUGUCUGAGAGAAUGGGAUGUGCACAGUCUUCUCAGAGACAAUCUGGUGAAGUAAGGAGUGAACUGAAAAAAAACCCAACUGCUAAGCAGCAGCUCCUCAAUAUGCAGCCCUCUGAGAACAGUUCUAAAAUUCAAAGUGUUGGUAACGUCAGACCCCCUAAGCAAAGCCCGGUAUGCCAUGGUUCAGCUGCUCCCAUCAAAGGCUUAAAAACAUAUGCAUGUACAAAUCCAAAGAAAAAUGGCAAUGCUAACAACUAUGUUCCUUCUAAAAAACCAGCAGGCGACAGGAAAAUAAAAACAAAUGGCGCAAAGCAAACGUCGCGCAAAUUUAAAUGAAGAAAAAUUCAUUAGUAAAUGUUGAUGCUUCUUGACUGCCAGAAAGCAUUUGGCCCAUGCAGAAGGGUCAUGUUUUCUUCAUAGGAAAAUUCUGAGAACAUAUGUUCUUGAUGCAUGGCACUCUUCAUUUCAAUACAUUUGCUCUUAAGCCAGCAAGGCCAGCAGGAAACCUUUUCCCUGAAGGCAAGUGUCUUCCAUCAGUGUUUCCUCAAAAAUAUUUACAGUUCCUCAGUUGUUCAGUAGCAGAGUAUGAAGGUUUAGAGAGAUAUAUAAUUAUAUAUAUAUAAUUAUAAUGUGUCUUUCUAUGUGCACCAGUUGAAGUCCACUGAAGUCUGUGGUGUUUCUUACGCUUGCCGGGGUGUAUUUGAGAGAACAGGAUCCAUGCUCUUUUUUCUCAAACAGAAGUGCUGUUUUGUGAGUCAGGUUUGAUGGUGGCAUUUGCUGAUGGAAAAGGGCUCAACUGUUUUUAUAAAAUAAUGGAGCACGCUUAUCUAUGCAAAGUCAAACUAAUUCUUCAUAGAUGAUGAAUUAGGUAUGUUUUUUAUAAGAAUGGAGAUAAUGUUUUGAAAUAUUUUAAUGCAGAAGGGAUUCUUUUUAAGAGAAAAAAUUAUUAGGGAGCAGACAGCUUCAAUAGUGACAGAUUAAGCAAAUGGAAUGCAUAUUUUUAUACCCAGAAAUCUUCACUGUGUUUACAGACAGCUUUCCUUGAAGUUCAUUUUGUAAGCCUUGAUGCUUUUUGUCUUUUAGAGGAAAUGACCAAAUUUCAAAUUGCACAUGGAUAUAUAUGACUAAUGCAAAAUGAGGGUAUUACUAGAGACUCUGUGGCCUAACCUGCAGAACUGGUAGUCUCUCAGAGCAUAAAAAAUAGACUCUUAGGGCAUGAACUUGAAGGCUAUUGUAAGUUCAAGUAAAGAUAUAUUUUGAUACAAAAGAUACCUAUUUUCAGUCACCCGAGAUGACUAUUAUUUAUCCCACGGUCCAGUCUACUUCAGUUAGCUUGGCUUCCUGUUUCAGGGUUUAGUGAAGUGAUAUGGGGAAAUACCCUACAGAAGGAAAUUGUACAGCCAGAAUAGGGUCCUGUCCUCAGACCUUCCAUUUUCUCAUGUGUCUGUGAGAUACAAGGGAAUAGGAAGGAUAGUUCGGUGAGUAUUCAAGAGUCCAUUCAUCUGUUACACUUUCAAAUCAAUCACAGCAGCUGGGGACACAGUCUCGUUAAAGAUGGAGUUCUAGAGAAUGUUUUGUACUUUCAGUUUAAAAUGAAAUACGGAGCAGCAUUCUCUUCUUCCUCAGCCACCAGGCAGAGCGAACUGUUGAUGAGAAGUGAGCUGAGGUCUGAUGGACCAGAUUGUACAAGUGGGUCCUUCACAUUGUGACAGAAAAUGAAAAAGUAGCAAAUACUGAAGAGUACAUUAUGUAUAUAGUUAAAUUGCACUUCUCUUGUUGAUCUCAUCUUGGUUUUAAGAUGCUUAGCUGUUUCUAUUCUUGCAUUGUGCCUACCAGAUCUUCAGCUUUGUAAAAUUUCAAAGCAUGGAUUUAUAUGUAGUUUAAAAUGUGAGAAUAUUAAUAAAUGUAGUAAUAAACUAGGGUACUUUACAGUACGUAAAACAUUGCUCAGGAAUAGUCUAAGAAAUAUUUUAAUGUUUUUUUUUCCUAGUCUACUGGAGACCAAAUGUGAAAUUUUAAAUUGAUAAAGGAAUCAAAUAUAAUAUACAGUAUUAUAUUUCCAUAUUCAGUAUUUGUGAAGUUACAGUUAAAGUGAUUUGUAGUUGCAUGUACGCUCAGCUCUAUGCAAUUCAAGUGAAACUUAAUCUGACAUGCUCAAAGAUCAAAUAAAUUGGCUGUGCCAGAGGUGUGGGGAAACAUAGAGGGUGGCAUUCAACACCAGCAACUGCAGAGGACCAGCACAUUCUUUUGUUGUUAUUUCAUCCAUUUGUUUUGUCCCAGGCUCAUGUAUUUCAGCUCUUUUUAGACGGAAGGUUCUUGCAUCCACUGCUAGAAUUUCAAGCUUUGGCCAAAUUCUACAUGCCUUGAUUAAUCAACUUUUCCUGAUUCACGUUAACAGUAGAGAGAGGUAGUAGGACAGCUCUUGCCAAUAAGCACUACUUUAGUGCACGGUUUUAGGACACUGUUUUGGUGCAGUACUUUAAGCACCAAAAGCAAGGUGGGCAGGAUUAAGUCAAUAAUCAGAAUAGCAGGUUUUUUUAACAAAAUCUGUUAGAUGCAGUAAUUAAUUUAGCAUGUUAUUAUAGCACUGAAUAUUAAUGUAUGCUAAUUUUUCUUCUGAAAUAUUACUCUAUAUCGAUGCUUUCCUAGGUUAUAAGGAGGGCAUGUAGAUACAGGCACAUUUUGCACAAUCACUUCUUGAAGAAGAAAUCAAUAGUGUUUCAGUCAGCUUUGACCAGAGCAAAGAUGAUUGCCACUGAGAAAAGUUUUUUCUCACAGACCUGGGAAAGUCUUGUUUGAAUGUAGUGCUUGUGAGCUGAUGCACAUCAGUCUGUUGUGGGAGACUAAGAAGCUGAGCGGGUGGAGAUGGUGACGCCACUUAAAAUUAGUCCGAGUACUUGUUUGCCAGUAAGUUCUGGCUGUGAUCUGGCCGCGUAAGUUUGUCUCUGGAUAUAAUCACACAAGUUUAAUCUUUUUUCAUUGAUUUGAUACUUUUUACACAGUCUUCUUUGUUCACAUACAGAAAUAGAAAUUCUGUGUUUGCCUCAACAAACAGCUCUUAGCGUGAGCAGACCUGCAAGGGGUGGGUUUUAUCCUGCAGCACUUUUGCCUCCGUUUUAACUUGACUGUGUUCUGGGCUGUAGGUAGAGAGCUCCUUCUAUGAAGAGGACUAUGGUUUAUGUUUCCUUUAUUUUGUAUUGAUGGGUACUGUAUUUAGAAGCACUCCUAAAUAUAGCAGAAAAGUUUAUUCCAAAAGUGUAUUCCAAAUACGCUCAGUUUGGAACCAAAAUACUUCCACAGCACAGUGUUUCUGUGGCUGUUUAUGUUUUUUUUUCCACUAUGUUUAGCAAUAUAAUCAUCUGUGUGUCUAAGCCUAGCAUUGAUGAUGUUUCUUGAAGAAAAACUUUACUGUGAUGUGAGAUAUUUAAAGAGUGAUUUUUUUUUCUAGAUAAAGAUGUAAUGUUCUGCAGUACUACCUACAGAACAAAUACACUCAGGUUGUAUUUUAAAUAAAUAGCCAGAUUCUACUUCAGUUAUAUUAGUAUAACCUUUGAACAACUCUGUUAUUUUCAGUGAAAUUACCCUGUUACAAAGAUGUGAAGAAACAGAAUAUUACUCCAAUAUGUAUAAACUGUGUUCCUUAAUAAUGCUAAACUGUAUUUUUAAUGCAUAACAUGAAGAAUUUUAAGACAGUAUUAUUUUUCUCUUGACAUGUUUCUUUUUUUUGUCCAUUACUUGCCUCUCUGCAGUGAAAUACUGCAGUCAGUUACAGUUUUACCUCCCCUGCGCCCCUCACACCUUGUGGUAGCUUUCAGUUGUACGCAGCAGUUCUGGAGGUUCUGCACAAUGCCUGCAGACCCUCGUUCUGUCAGCAGUACAGGUAUCAAGCUACUGCAGAUACACAGAAUUGAUGCUCCAAAGAAGGGUUUUUGUUGUGCGAGCAAUGUAUACCAUGCUGGGAGGAGGGGCUUCACAUCUUCCUCAAGUGGAAGAGCCUUGCAAGGAAUAGCCAUGUGCUAUCAGAGCAGUCCCUUCUGCUGGUUCAGUAUCCUAAAUCACGGGGUGGCCACAUGUAAAGGCUGAUAAGGUGGACUGUAUUUUUCUUUCCAAAAGAGAGAUUACAUUUGCUGGUAUGAAUCUGGGGUCAAGGGGUGAUGGUGCUUCUCACAGAAGCAAAAAGCCUCAGCAGCAUUUGUUCUGAAAAAGCUGAGUUUAGAGCAGACGGGUUGCCAGAAGUCGGGAGCUCUUGUCUCCCACCGCUGCCCCUCUCCCAGGAUGCUGUGACUGGAGCUCCCAGCCCUACUGCCUGUGCGCUGCCAGUGCCCCGCUGCUUUUUGCUGCUGACCCGUGCCAAGACGGUGGCAGAAGGGUAUAAUGCUGUAGGGGAUGGUUAUGCUUAUUUCAUUGGACUGAACCGCCUUGUUUGUCUCCAGACUGCUUAAUUAUGCUGUAAUCCCAUUAUUGCUUGUGUCAUUUCUGUGUUUCAUUUAUUGUUGUUUGAUGUAACUUUUAUCUUGUAUUUGCUAUUUAAAGGAUUUUGUUAGAAGUUUGGAAUAUUUUGACAGUUUUUUGAGUCAGUAUGUGGUACCUUUCUGAUAUUAUAGUUGAAAUAUCUACAGUAUGAAAUUGCCUAUAAUGUGCUAGGUUUUGCCUUAUUUUAAAGGUAUUGAGCCUUUGUUGCUUCUGUUGGCAUUAGUUGGUUUUCUUCUGUAAAACAAUUAAGCAGACCACUCUGUCUGGAAAGACUAGAACUCGAUUAACUGAGAAUUUGCAGCCCAGCUUUUGAUGUUGGUAAUCAUGUGUUCUUAUUUAUUUGAACUUUUUGUUGCGGAUAUUUUUGCUAGUAAUUUCAUUGGAAAGUGAUCUUGUAAUUAAAAGUUACUGUAUAUUUACUAUAUUAAAAGUGAAAUACUGCCUGUU
Messenger RNA from Phalacrocorax carbo (great cormorant), 6452 nucleotides. Lineage: Eukaryota; Metazoa; Chordata; Aves; Suliformes; Phalacrocoracidae. The record is from RefSeq and is a predicted model, not a curated record.